Messenger RNA from Hibiscus syriacus, 1086 nucleotides. RefSeq names its product protein PHOSPHATE-INDUCED 1-like. The record is from RefSeq and is a predicted model, not a curated record. The coding region runs from base 41 to 988 and encodes 315 amino acids. Lineage: Eukaryota; Viridiplantae; Streptophyta; Magnoliopsida; Malvales; Malvaceae. The transcript has a single exon.
UCCUACCACUUUCGUCCCUUCAUCUAAGCUUUCUUCUAUCAUGACUUCUUUGAGUACUUCCAAUGUUGUUCUGUUUCUUGUUGUCUUGGUCUCUUCGCUACAUUUCAGCGUAGAAGCAAGGAGGCUCGUUGCGUCGGACCAAACCGAGCAGCCUUUGCUUUUCCAAUACCACAACGGCCCUCUUCUAUACGGAAAAAUCUCUGUUAAUCUCAUUUGGUAUGGCAAGUUCAAGCCUUCCCAACGUGCGAUUGUCUCCGAUUUCGUCGCUUCCGUUGCAUCUUCCAAGCCUACAAUAGCUCAACCCUCGGUUGCUACAUGGUGGAAAACCACGGAAAAGUACUUUCAGCUCAGCAAGAAACCUUCUUCUCUUGCGCUCUCGUUGGGUUCACAAAUCCUCGACGAGAACUACUCUUUGGGAAAGUCACUCACGAAUCGACAAAUCGUGGAUUUGGCAUCGAAGGGUGCUCAGAAGAACGCCAUUAACGUUGUCUUGACAUCAGCCGACGUGGCUGUUGAUGGGUUCUGCUCUAGCAGGUGCGGAAACCAUGGUUCAGCUUCGGGUAGCUCAAGCAAUGGUCACAGUAAGUUCGCUUACAUUUGGGUCGGUAACUCAGAGACACAGUGCCCAGGUCAAUGCGCUUGGCCAUUCCAUCAGCCCAUCUACGGCCCGCAGAACCCACCUUUGGUUGCACCCAACAACGAUGUUGGUCUUGAUGGGAUGGUGAUCAAUCUAGCUAGCCUCUUGGCUGGGACUGUGACUAACCCUUUCGGAAAUGGGUACUACCAGGGUCCAAAAGAGGCACAGCUGGAGGCUGCAUCAGCUUGUCCCGGGAUUUAUGGUAAAGGGGCUUAUCCAGGCUAUGCCGGAGACCUUCCGGUGGACGCAACAACUGGUGCUAGCUACAAUGCACAUGGUGUCAACGGGAGAAAGUACCUGCUUCCUGCUAUGUUUGACCCUUCGACCUCCACUUGUGCUGCUCUGACUUAAAAGUUCAAACAAAGAUUAUAAGACAUGAGAGCAUGGCAGUGUACAAAAUAUAUUUUAGGCAAUAUAGUUUUGUAAGAGAUUCUUUUAUUGUAUUGUCA